Messenger RNA from Cyphellophora attinorum, 768 nucleotides. RefSeq names its product Protein SUR7. The record is from RefSeq and is a predicted model, not a curated record. The transcript has 3 exons. Bases 1 to 768 code for a protein of 255 amino acids. NCBI's taxonomy places the organism in Eukaryota, Fungi, Ascomycota, Eurotiomycetes, Chaetothyriales, Cyphellophoraceae. Gene Ontology annotation, cellular component: cell cortex; membrane raft; plasma membrane. Gene Ontology annotation, biological process: fungal-type cell wall organization; cortical actin cytoskeleton organization; endocytosis.
AUGGCAGGCAGAGGACUAUUUGGGCUUGCGUCCCUCAUCCUCAUCGCAGGCGGUGUCCUGCUGAUGCUCUUCAUCCUGCUCGCCGGAGCCAUCGACGGGAAUCCGGUUAAUCGCUGGUACCUCCUCGAAGCGGAUGUGUCGGGCAUCCCGAAUGCGCCGAACGGUAUUGCAAGAUGGUCAUACUGGAACGUCUGCCCCGUUGACGGGGACCGAACGGCCUGCGGCGACGCAGACUACGAGAAGGUGCACCCUGCCUUCCCUCUGGAUCCGGCUAGCCACAGGACUUUCGACACGACUGUCAACGUUCCCCAGAAUUUCGUUGACAAUCACGGCUACUACUUCUACCUGACGAGGUUCAUGUUCGCAUUCAUGCUCAUCGCGCUGUUCUUUGCUGUCAUGGCCUUGUUCACUGGUCUGCUGGCCCUCUGCACACGCAUCGGCGCAUAUCUAUCUGGGCUUCUUGCUUUCAUCGCCUUGUUCUUCCAGCUCAUCCAGGCAUCCCUAAUGACUGCCGCCUACGUCAAAGGCCGAAACAACUUCCGUGAUGCCGAUCGGAGCGCGAAGAUUGGUCAAUAUGCCUUCGGUUUUGAGUGGGCAGCAGCAGCUUGCUUCCUCCUUGCAACGAUCCUUUUCUGCCUUGGCGGCCGAGGCGACAAGAAUACCAAGACCUAUUCGUCAGGGCGCCGCAACUUCUUUAAGGGCAAGCGCAGCACCAGCACGCGCAGCCGCGGAAGCUUCAUCAAUGGCAACAAGGAGUACUCGACAUGA